AGGAGUUCCCUCUGUACAGAGACAUCACCACACCCUUCAUUGUGGCCCUACAACAGGUGAGAUGUGGGAUGAGGCUUAUAGCUGGCUGUACCACAGAAGCAAACAAUGCACAACAACUGACAGAAAGACUGAAAGUGACCAGUCAGGUCCAUGAGACAGUUGGUCACAUCAGGGAGGCAGCCCAGCUUCUAGGAAAGUUCCCAUUUAUCUCAUCAGAUGUAAUCAACAGCUUAAAGUUAGCUCAGAAAAUACUGUUAGUGGAGAGAUUGGUUUCAGGUUGUGGGGGUCAAGUGGAAGAGAAUGAGACAAACCAAACUUCAAGGUUGUACCUUGGUGCCUUGUUUUUACUGCGGAACUCUGCCUUGAUGAGAAAAGAAUUGAACAGAGAGAUCCUGUUGUCUCUGCACCAUAUCUUCAAUCGUUUUAUGUUGUCAUGGAAACAUCAGGAGGAGAUCCGACGUCAGAAAGAGGCUGAGGAGGAUCUGUAUAAAUACAAGGCAAAACUCCACGGCGAUGACAGAGACAAUGAAGUGAUAGAGGAGGAGGAAUUCAGACAGAACUUUCCUUCCUUUCAACAGGAAUUCCAAGACUUGAUAACACCCACCUCUCUGGAAGACACUGGUUUAUCUGAGCCAAUGGAACCUGAAAUAGAAGACACACCCAAUACAGUGACUGACAGAGAAUUGACAGCUGUAAGCCACACCCACCAGCUACUGUUCUCAAGUCUGUCCUCCUCUGAUUGGUUAAAGCAAAGUAAUGUGACAGAGGUCACGACCAAGGAUAUCACAGAGCCCUCAUUGUUGUGCUAUAGCAUUGCUGCACCUUUGUUGAGAGGGCAGUGGAACUUGUCAGAAGUAGAAAGGCAGACAUUAGGAAGCCACCUGGUGGCCAGUCAGACACUACAAGAAGAGAUAACUCCUGUAUAUGAUAAUCAGGCUGAGAAAUCAUCACCUCAGGGUUAUGAUGUUUACUGUGACUCUUACUUGUCAGAGGUCAUUCAAUGUGUCCCUAUACUACAGAGACUGAUGGUCAGAGUGAGAGAACUUCAACAGGAGUGGCCGGACCACCCAACAUUAAUACAGGUGACACAGAUUAUAGACAGAAUCCUAUCGUUUCCUGUGACGUCACCUGUUGUCAAGUUCCUCACCGGUUUAGAACUUCUCCUGGAGAAAACUCAGGAAUGGGAAAGCAAUGCAGCAAAGCAUGUUUCUAUGGCAACCCAGUUGUCAGAAGUUUCCUCUAAGAUUUUGGACUGGAGAAAACUAGAGCUCAGCUGUUGGAAGCAGUGCCUGGACAAUGUCUUUGUAAAGCUGUCCAAGAAAGCUAACAAAUGGUGGUUCCACAUUUAUCAACUUAUCCAGGCUACAUAUCAACAGGAGGAGACGUCAGAAGGUUCAGAGACAGAAGAGAGAGAAUUGUAAGAGGUAAUGCAGACCCUGAAAGAGUUCAUAGAGAGGUCCAAUCUAGGCGAAUUUGAGGCCCGACUAGUGAUGUUGAAGUCGUUCCAUUUUCAAAGCAUGUACCUCUGUACUGAGGCCAAAGAAGGGGGGACACAAUCACAAGGCAUGAUGAACUUACUGUGGAACCUGCAUCAGUUUUACAGUCAGUUCUUACCAUUGGUCAGAGAGAAAAUACAGCAACUAAGACAACCAAUAGAAAAAGAACUCAAGGGGUUUGUAAAAAUUGCCCGCUGGACAGAUAUGAACUUCUGGGCCCUAAAACAGACAACAGAGAAAACACACCGAACAUUACACAAACAGAUGAAGGCUUUCCAGGCUGUUUUAGAACAACCAGUUCAGGGUAUAUUGGCCGACCCUGAUAGCAGUGUAGAUUCUACUGGUCAAAGGGAGAGAACUCUAACCUGGAGAGAAACAUACGGCUCAGCUGUACAGUCUCUGAUAUCACACACAAUCAGUCUACAGACACAACAGUCAGAGUUACCUGCCCUUGAUCGUGGAGGUCUACACAGGCGACUUGGUCAGUUAUCGGUCAGAAUGUGUAAACACUGGAAAUCGCUGACAAAGAGACUCAAGUACGACCAACUAAUUGUCAGACUAGAUGAGUUCACAGGAGAAAUCAUUGAAUCCAUUCAUGAACUUCAACAGCUGGAAGUUUCACAGACAGCUGACAAAGAAAAACAGAAAUCGGAAGCUAAACACAUUGGACAGAAGAAAAGAAAAGCUCUCAGUGAUCUGUUUAAAGAAAUAGCACAGCUAGGUCUUUCCUACAGGAGAGGACUUCUCUGUGACGCUGAGAGUAAUCUCCCUUUACUUGUCCCACCACUAGAUGUCUCUGUGUGCUCAGAUCAACUCACCACAAGUAAGAACAGCGCUACAGAAAUAGGUCAGUGUUGCCAAGACUACUACUAUAAAUGUGUUGCCAGAAGAGCCAAGUUAGCCACCGCUCUACAGACUCCUUCCAAGGAACUCGGUGUAGGGAAUAUAGAGCGAUGUAAAGGAUACACUGAACACUUAAUGAAGUUAGUGGUGGAUCAGUAUUCUGGGGUGGUGGAGAUUCACAAGGCUUUCUUAUCAUUAAGCUCCUUGUCUGAAGUGUUACAAGAUUUAUGUUCAGUUAAUGGAACACCCCCUCCACAGAAGUCAACAAGGGAGCGUGUGGAAUCCUUACUAUCUCUCUUGGUCAGCAUGAAGGAGGGUCUAAUUCAGGUCAAGGUCAUACUUCAGUGUUGUCCACGACAACAAGAGGAGAUAACUCACUAUCCGUCUCCAUUUCCCAGAAAUCAAUUAUCACAGUCAGCCCUGAUGAAGUAUGGGGAUGAACAGUGGAAACACUGCUUUGAGGCAAUUCAGACAAUACAACAGAAGGCCAACACAUUGUAUGACUGUAUCAUGCCUCUAACAAAAAGACAAUUAAUUACAUGGAGUGACCUUGAGAAAGUGAGGUCAGUGUACAGAGAUUUAACCGACUGUGUACCCCGACUGACAGAGAUAGAGGGACUCUUCUGUGACCCUGAAGACAGAACCCUGCCCUCCUACAUAGAGACAGUCAGGUACCUCAGACAGGAAAUACAGAGCAGGGCUGGAGAGUUCACACACUGGGUCAACAUUGAGUCAGAAAGACAUGUCACAAAAUCAGAUAACGAGGAGAUACAGAGUUCAGGGAUAGAACCACCCAGUGAUGAAAGGGGAGAGAAGAUGGAGGUGGAGACAUUUAGUGAUAAGGUGGAGAACCUGAUAGCUGGUCUGUUACUGAGUGUACAGGAUCUCACACAGAAUCACAGGCAGAGCACUGCAGGAGAGAAAGAAGAUAAUACUGGGACAUUGUUAGAGGGACAUCUAGUGGUCCAUCUUGAUGAAAGAGUAAAGGGAGAUAAACAAUGUCUGCAACUGAAAAAGAUUAUUCAGUCUCUCCAGAGUUUGGUAAUGGAUGUCCUUGACCUUACAGACUCAAGGUCAGAUGUCCUGACCUUUGUCCAGAUUCUAGGACAGUGUCAGCCGUUAGUACAGCAGUACCGAGACAUGGUGGAGUACUACUUACUUCAUAGUUUGGCUGAGAACAGGGUGACUGGGAAACUCCUGUCGGUUCUGUUGGCUGUCUUCACUGAACUGGCCUCUAAAGGAUUCUGUGUUCCCGCUGAGUUUGAGGAUGAGGUGGCAGGAGAGGGAGCUACAGAGUUUGAGGACAUUGAGGGAGGGGGCCUGGGUCAAGGUGAAGGGGUCAAGGACGUUAGUGAUCAGAUUGAAAAUGAAGACCAGCUUGAUGAGGCCAGGAAAGCAGGAGAGGAGAGAAAAGAGGAGGAUUCCUCCCAGCAGCCUGACAUCAGGUCCGAGGAGAAUGCCAUAGAGAUGUCUGACGACUUUGAGGGCAAAGUUCACGACCUUGAAGCUGCAGACCAAGAGGAAAGGUCAGAUGAAGAGGAUGAUGGGAAGGAAGAGGAGCUGGAUAGACAGAUGGGAGAAGUGGACGGGAAUGACACGGAGAAGUUAGACGACCAGAUGUGGGGGAGUGAUGAAGAGGAGGGAAAGGAGCAGGGGGAGAAAGAAGAAUUUGGCCCUGGGUCCCAGCAGGAGCAGAAGAGUGAACUGGUUGCUAAGGACGACAACCAAGACAAGACAGAAACAGACGACAAAUCAGACAAGCAGACGACAGAUGAAAAUGAGGCUGAGGAGAAUGACGAAAACCAGAAACCACAGGAACUGGAGCAGAUAGAUGAGUCAGAAUAUGAUGACGACAAAAUCGACCCUAACCAUGGUAACCAAGAACCCCAGCAGGCCCCUGACAACAUGGAUCUCUCUGACGACAUGAAGCUGGAUGAAGUAGAGGCUGGGGUCACAGAGGAAGACCAGGAAGUGGAACCAGAAAUGUCAGAGGACCAGAAUAACCAGACAGAAGAGGAACCAGACAAAGAUCAAGGAACCAGGCAAGAGGAGGAAGGAGAGGAGGAUCCAGGGUUUUCUGCUCAGAAUGAACCAACAGAUGUCAGUGCUGAGGAUGAAGAAGACAGCUCUAGGAACAAGGAUGACAAACCCCAGGCAGCAGAUAAUUAUGGGAAGACUUCCCAUGAUUCCCAGAAUGUAGAAGUCAAAUCAGCCCAGGAUAGGGAGGGGAACCAGACAAUUUUCCAGAAAGAGAGUGAAGGAACUGGAACCUCAAACUUAGAAGCUGAAGAGGGUCAUGAAGGUCAAAGUUCAAAGGUUGCUCCAUCAUCCACCAAUCAGUCUCAGAAGUCUGUGAAGAGAAAAGCUGGUCAGUCCAAUGAAGACAGAAGUUUGGGAUCUAACGAGAACCAGUUUAAGAAGCUGAAGACCAUUGAGGAGGCUUCUGCCAAUGAGGAGAGUGAGGAAAAUCAAGAUUCUACAGAAAAAGACUCAGAGCUGUAUGAACAUAUUAAUGACACUAAAUCUUCCCAUGAUGCUCAGACACUAGAUGUCGCCACUGAUAAACAGCAGAUGGAGGAGGCUGUACCUAACAGAGAGGUGGAUCCAGAGAAUGAAGGGGUGGAGGAGGAGGUGAAGAUGGAAGAGGACAAAGAAGAGGAAAUUGAUGAAAAUGUGGAAAAGCUAUCAUCUCACCUAAAUACAAAAGACAAACAUAGCAAGAAGAGGGAAGGAAGGAAUGAAGAAGGGAUGAAUGAAGAUCAGGAGGAGACAAAGAAGUAUGAAACAGAGGGUGUUGUCAAGGAAACACUGGGGGCCUCAAGGGGACCAGAAUCUACAAUUCACACCACACUGGAGAAUCUCCACCUAGAGGCCAGGGGUUCUGACUUGGAUGUGGAGAAGCUUAGAUCAGAGUUAGAGGAGCAGUUGUCUACCUUUACCAACACAGUCAAUCACACAGCAGAGGCAGAGGAGGCAGCAUCAGAGGCGUGGCACCGAUACGAAGCUCUGACAUCAACUCUGUCUCAGGAACUGUGUGAACAACUCAGGCUAGUGUUAGAGCCCUCACAGGCCACAAAACUCAGGGGAGACUACAGGACUGGUAAGAGAUUAAACAUGAGGAAAGUCAUUCCAUACAUCGCCAGUCAGUUCAGGAAAGACAAAAUCUGGCUCCGUCGUGUUACCCUCAAACCCAGCAAAAGACAGUACCAGAUCAUGCUGGCUAUAGACGACUCCUCAAGUAUGGUGGACAACCACUCCAAACAGUUGGCUUUUGAGUCCCUGGCCUUGAUUUCUAAUGCUCUGACUUUGUUAGAGUCAGGGGAUUUGAGUAUCUGCAGUUUUGGAGAGUCUGUACAAGUCCUUCACCCGUUCACUGAGCAGUUCACAAGUCACUCUGGGUCCAGAUUGUUACAGCAGUUUACUUUUGAACAGAAGAAAACCAAAGUGGCUCAGCUUUUGAAGAAAGCCACAUCAAUGAUGAUGGACGCUCGCUCCCGACAGCGGGGAAUGCUGGGUAAUCCCGAGACGUCACAGUUACUGCUGAUCGUGUCUGAUGAGCGGGGCUUGUUUAAUGAGGGAAUGAAGACGGUCAGAUCGGCCGUCAGACAGGCGCGGGAGGCCGGAGUCUUCCUGGUGUUUGUUAUCAUUGAUAAUCCCCAAAACAAGGAUUCCAUAUUAGACAUUAAAGUCCCAGUUUUCAGAAGUGGAAGUCAGCUUCCAGAAAUCAAGCCCUACAUGGAUUACUUCCCUUUUCCUUUCUACAUCAUACUGCGAGACAUUAACUCCCUUCCUAAUGUGUUGUGUGACGCCUUAAGACAAUGGUUUGAACUUGUGACGGCAGUGGAUGUUUGAUUUAUUCUGUGUAGAUACUGUGAAAUACCUUUGUUUAAAGCUGUAACAGGUGCUUAUUUCUGUGUAGAUGUUAUUUGAUGCCGUGUGACAAUGGUUGAUCUUGUAAAAGCUAUGGAUGAUUAUUGCUGUGUAGAUGGAUGUGCUGUGGUUUGAGAAGGAACUUGCGAGGAAAUACAAUGUAUACAUUGUAUUUCCAAUACAAUGAUAAUACAAUAUGUGUGCAAUACCAUGUGAGAUGGAAAUAAUGUGAUUAGAGUUUUGAAAAAAAAGUGAACAAACCACGCAUACAAUUUAUUGAAUUGAUCUAUUAUAACAAUGGUUACUAUCCUUUUAAAUAUUUUGUUUCUAGUGAAACAUUAUACCAGGUCAUACACUAGAUAAAUAUUCUUUUUCACAUUUCAAAACUCGUUGAUGAUGUUAAUGUAUGCUCCCAAGUGAUGAGAGAGCUGAAAAAUUAGUAACUUUAUAACUUUCGAACAAGAAGUGUUUUUACGAGCCAUUUUUGUUGUAAACAAUAAACCAUUGUAUAGUUGUUAACCCAGCAUUUUGAUUGAUCUUUUUACAAGACCAGUAAGACGCUUGUAAAAUUUACUACAAUAUGGUCUGACAAAGUAACAGUUGAUAAAAAUGUCAAAUCGUAUAUGUGAAAAGGGGAGGAUUAAACAAAGUCAUUUCACUAUGUGUGAUUUUUUAGCUCUACUGGUCAGAGACCAGAAGAGCUUAUGCAAUAGUUAUGCGUCUGUCGUCCGUCUGUCCGUCUGUCUGUUUGUAAACAAUUUUUUCAAAAUGCUACUCCUCCUACAGUUUUGGUCCGAUUUUAAAAUAACUUAGAACACAAGUAGACUACACUACGAUACAUAAUUCUGUGCAUUGGUUUUUGAUUUCAAUGAACGGUGUUGCCGAGGCUACUAAAAAUAGAAAUUUCUGUGAAAUUUUUCAAAAUGCAACUCCUCCUACAAUUUUGGUUUGAUUUCAAUAUAAUUUGGCACACAUAGUCAAGUAGACUACACUAAGAUACAUGAUUCUGUGCAUCGGUUUUUGAUUUCGAUGAACGGUGUUGCCGUGGUUACUAAAAUAGAAAAUUGUGUGAAAUUGUUUCAAAAUGCUACUUCUCCUACAGUGUUGGUUCGAUUUCAAUAUAACUUGGCACCCAAGUAGACUUCACUAAGAUACAUAAUUAUAUACAUCGGUUUUCAUUUUGAUGAGUGACAAUGAUAAAUUUUCUAUUUAUUGCUGAUUUAGAGUCUCAGGUCCCAACUGCUACUUUUCUCUUCCUUUGUUUUAAGUAUAAACCAGUAGAGCUACAGUCUCGAGAGAUACUGUAGGUUAGUUUAUCAAUUAAAAGUAUGCCAUGAGACACAUGAUUCAAAUUGUCCUUUGUUUGAGGGAUGUUAAUGUUUCUUUGGUUAAUGUUGAAAUUAAGUUGUUAAGCCUCUAAAUACUGAAAAAUAAAGUA
Messenger RNA from Saccostrea cuccullata (small rock oyster), 7647 nucleotides. Its product is annotated as midasin-like. Gene Ontology annotation, cellular component: nucleus; preribosome, large subunit precursor. NCBI's taxonomy places the organism in Eukaryota, Metazoa, Mollusca, Bivalvia, Ostreida, Ostreidae. Gene Ontology annotation, biological process: ribosomal large subunit assembly; ribosomal large subunit export from nucleus. The record is from RefSeq and is a predicted model, not a curated record.